Molecule: messenger RNA, 2693 nt
Organism: Hemicordylus capensis (graceful crag lizard)
Lineage: Eukaryota; Metazoa; Chordata; Lepidosauria; Squamata; Cordylidae
Gene: VPS26A
Product: VPS26 retromer complex component A
Exons: 9
Coding region: 151-1134 (327 amino acids)
Biological process (GO): intracellular protein transport; retrograde transport, endosome to Golgi
Cellular component (GO): endosome; retromer complex
Source: RefSeq, a predicted model, not a curated record
UCGCCGGCUUUUUCUUUCGCCGCCCCGAGGGAGGGGCGGUCACGUGCUGGGGGCGUGGAGUGAAGUGACGGCCUCCAGGGUCACAUGACAGGGGCGCGGGCCGGGGCUGUUACUGUUGCUCGGGGAGGGGGGGCCGAAGUCUGACUGACCAUGAGUUUUCUUGGAGGUUUGUUUGGUCCCAUUUGUGAGAUUGAUGUUGUUCUUAAUGAUGCAGAAUCACGAAAAACCGCUGAAAUCAAAACUGAAGAUGGUAAAAUAGAAAAACAUUAUCUCUUCUAUGAUGGAGAAUCUGUUUCAGGAAAGGUGAACAUAGUCUUUAAACAUCAUGGAAAGAGACUAGAGCAUCAAGGAAUUAGAAUUGAAUUUGUUGGACAAAUUGAACUUUUCAAUGACAAGAGCAAUACUCAUGAAUUUGUAAACCUAGUAAAAGAGCUGGCCUUGCCUGGUGAACUAACACAAAGCAGAAGUUAUGACUUUGAAUUUAUGCAAGUUGAGAAGCCAUAUGAAUCCUACAUUGGUGCCAAUGUCAGAUUGAGGUAUUUCCUUAAAGUGACAAUAGUAAGAAGACUGUCAGAUUUGGUGAAAGAGUAUGACCUUAUUGUUCAUCAGCUCGCAACGUACCCAGAUGUUAACAACUCUAUUAAAAUGGAAGUAGGCAUUGAAGAUUGUCUACACAUAGAAUUUGAAUACAACAAAUCCAAGUAUCACUUAAAGGAUGUGAUUGUUGGAAAAAUUUACUUCCUCUUAGUAAGAAUAAAAAUUCAGCAUAUGGAGUUGCAACUGAUCAAGAAGGAGAUCACUGGAAUUGGACCCAGCACCACAACAGAGACGGAGACCAUUGCAAAGUAUGAAAUAAUGGAUGGUGCACCAGUUAAAGGUGAAUCAAUUCCCAUAAGACUCUUCUUGGCAGGCUAUGACCCAACUCCUACAAUGAGGGAUGUAAAUAAAAAGUUCUCAGUAAGAUACUUCUUGAAUCUAGUGUUAGUAGAUGAAGAGGACAGACGGUACUUCAAGCAACAGGAAAUCAUUCUUUGGAGAAAAGCUCCUGAGAAACUGAGGAAACAACGAACCAAUUUCCACCAGCGGUUUGAAAGUCCAGAACCACAGGCAUCUGCAGAGCAGCCUGAAAUGUGAACUGGGUGUAGGGGGUGAACAAACUGUUGACAGAUCAGCAGGUUAAAGGUGGCAACAGCCUGUAGGGAAGAAGGCCAAAAUUCUUAUUACAACAGUCUUCCUUCAUCUUACAGUGCUGCAUUUCCCACUCUACUAAAACAUUCUCCAAGUAAACAUUCAAGUGUGUACAUACAUUUAAAAUAAGUGCUUUCUCAAACACUGGAACUUUCUUAAGCUAUUUUAUACUGCACAUUUUACUUUUGUCGGGUGUGAUGCACUCAGAUGUGCAUAAAGCUUAAAUCUAGUUAUGUGUUUGCAUGUAGGCUGGUACACUUAGGUUUUGCUUAUCAUUGAUAGUAGACUAAAACAUUUCCUCUUAUGCCACAUUUCAUAUCCUACAUAUUUCCUCAAUGUCGGUUACCUGUAUUCUUGGAAAUCAAUAAACAUAUUCUGCCCUAAAAUGACAAAUUCAGGGUUUAUAAUGGGGUUUGGUUUUGUCCUGAAAAUACACGAACGCUUUCCCCAGGCAAGGUAACUUAUACAAAAGAUUAUGUACUUGUUGGAACCAUACUAUGGUCUAAAAACCCUGUAUCUUUGGGAAAUGUGUAUAAGCAAACUUCUUGAUACUAGCUUUAUAAAAGGGGUGGCUGCUUCUCUUAAUUCUUUUCUUAGGACUUCCAUCCCAAUUAUUAUUUUGUCAAGCUCCAAUGCCUCUAAAGGCUUAUUAAACCAGGGCAUAAAUGUAGAAUUAUAACUUCACCCAUUUACCCCUGUUUUGAUGCAGGAUGUGUGUGAAAAUGUUUUCAUAUAGCUUUUUCUGAUGACACUAUCAAAAUCUGGAUCACAUGCAUGAAAUGCUGUUCUCCUUGCACUCAAACGCACACUUAUUGUUACCACUCUCUUUCAAUCAUCUCCAAAUGUUGGAGAAACACUCAUUUUCCUCUGAAGCCUACUAGGAAAAUGAAGGUAGAUUUGUGGAAAGUUAUACGUAAAUCAGUUGAAUCCCAUGGAGGCGUUGGAAGUCUGUAGUAGAAUAUCAGAUCAUUUUUUAUCUUAAAACAUUGAGUGUCUCUGGAAAAUGUUGUUGGCCUCUAUCUGUCCACAAUAAAGCAUGUAGUUUGUUUUUGGAAACACACUGCUUGCUUGGGCACAACAUGGAACCUGCUGAGUUGGAAGGCUACUCACAUUUGUAAUUCACUUUGACCUACAUACCAAGAAUGUUUCUAAACUUCAGUGCAAGUGAUAUUGGUUACCUUACUUUAUGAGUAAGCAAAAUUACUAAAUUAUACUUCUGUAAGAACUGUUUUAUUGCUGUGGCAGUCAGAUGCUGCGUGUUGGGAUACUUCUCUUAAUAUGAAUGCCUGUGACUGAUAAAACUUAAUUCCCUCAUGUAAGUGCCUGUUCAGAAUUUUAAAAAAGCCAAAUAUUUUCAUGGACACUUGCAUGUUGCAAUCUAGAAACUAUUCCCUGGAAUUUUGAAAAUGGAUUGUAUUUAACCAGCCUCAAAUUGUGCAACUAUGUAUAAUAGAUAUAACAAACUGCUAUUUGAAUUAUUAAAAAUAGCUGUAUUCUCACUAAAA